AAUAUGUGCCUUGCUAAUUACGAAAAGCUUUCGAUCCAGUUUUUAUUUUUCUUACAUUCGGGUGGUUGGCCACUAGCUGGAGUUGUGUUAUUUGCUCAAACGUUCCUGAUAGAAAGAGCAGUUUGAAUUCUUUGGGCCUCGUCUGUUUAGUUCAGUCUUCAAUCUCUUCGGGCGCAUGAAAGUGGACACACACAUACCCUCCCAAAGGCCGUUUUUUCAGGACUCGGCGCCCCUUGCUGAGCUGGUGGGGAUCAUUGUUUCGCUCCAGCAUUAAGCGCAUUCCAGCGCGCCGCAGCGCACCCAGUCUACCUCCACGCAUUCCUUCGACACGAACGAGUCCCGUGCGCUUCCUUUUAUUCAAACCUUUCUGGUCUCGUUUCGCUCGAAUAGCUCCCUCGCCGUCGCGAAACUCUCAACAAAAGAAAUUACGGAGCUUGGAUUUUCGAAAACAAUGUUUUUUUUCCCAAGGAUUGUGAGAAAACUCAAGAGAGAAAAUUCCUCCGCGCAGCGCGCCAUUGACUGUAAAGACCUUUCAACUUAACAAAAACUGAAAUUGACAAACGUCUCUUGUGUGGAAACUUUGUCAAACGAGUGUAUCGCAACAGUUUUGGAAGGCGGGGAUCAUGUAUUGUGAAGAAAACUCCGACCGAAGCCUAACUGAUCACCAGUAGGAAGCGAUGGCGUUUUGUUGGGAUUUCCAUUUGAAACACACUUUCUGCCGUCUCCCGUGCUGCUGGACUUGGCUCGCCGACUAAAGUGCGCUCUCGCUCCGUCUCUCAACUUGUUCUGCGGUCUCGGCGGCCAAACAUGGAUCGUUACGAAGCGGAUUUGGGACACAAGGCAAGCAAGUUGAUGGAAAAUCUCUCGAUUUAUGAUGCUUAUCAAGACGGCGUGUACGGCAGAAGAGGGGAGCUCGAUGCCGAGGUGGGCUUCUCGUCCGCCGUGCUACCUGGACAGAAAAGUACGCGAAUGAAUGGCACCUCGGCGCCACAGCAGCAGCACCACACUGUGGAGAACUAUACGCCGGGAAACAAAGUCUAUAGCGCGGCUUCCGUGCGCUCCGUGAACGGGAACCGAGCAGUGCCUUUAGACUUCUGCUCCCCUCAACGAGACGCAGUUUACACGGACGACGGCUAUUGCACCAAAUCUGAAGUUGCGCUGCCGUGUUAUAGCGGCGCGUCAGACAAGCAUCGGCGGUACUCGCAGGAGUCGCAGGGGCAUCGGUACAGCACCGGCUGCGCUUACGACGGGCUGGUGUGGGCAAAGCAGGCGGCCACAUCUGGGAUCCGGAGCAACAGCAUGUGUCUGGGGAUGAACCCCGACGGCAGGUACACGGCAGCGAGCCCUCGCUCCAGUCUGGCGUCGUCCCACUCGUCUCAGGAGCAGAGCAAGCACGCCAGCCCUCGAUCGAGCGUGAUCAGCCCGCGGACCAGCCUCGUCGCUCCGGCUCAAGAGAAAUACACGAGUCCUCGCUCGAGUCUUGUGCAGUGCGAAGGAAGCACCGCGUUCAGCCCGCGGUCUAGCUACGCGAGCACGGCCAGCGACACCAGUAAGCAUUCCAGCCCAAGGGCCAGUCUCAACAGUUACGACUGCGGGAGCAAACCCAGUAGCAACCGCACCAGUGGCAUUAGUAUGGGCUACGAUCAACGGCACGUCAGCCCCCGCUCCAGUACCGCCAGUCAGUACUCGAGCACCGCGAGUCCGCGCUCUAGUUUUUCGGAGUCCCGCUACGUGCCCGCAGGUAAUCCGGAUCCGGAGAACGUCGCAGGGCACGGCAUGGCCGUGGCCAGCCCUCGUACCAGCAUCUGCAGCCAGGACGGGAACGGCCGACCGGCUGCCGUGGCGAACUGUGCGGUCAGCCCCCGGUCUAGCAUCUCGAGCCACAGCUCCAGAAGCUCGCGGAGUUCCCGGGGAUCCAUGAGCACUUACCCGGAGAUUCAGCUCCCUUCGCCCCGGUCGUCGGUACUAGGACCCGGCCUAUUAGAAGACACGCUACUUCAAGACUUCGGUGAGACAAACGCUCCCCACCGCCUGCAUCUGCAGGCGUACUCCGUGCUAGAAGAGACGCAAGCGCACCAGUCGUCCACCCAGCACGGAGCGGACGCCGAUGUUAACACUGGCAUACAAGCAGUCGACAGCUAUGGCGUCUCCGCGAAAACGGUCGCCCAGGGCCAGAAGUUUAAGAUGCCCUGCCAGAUUACCCCUUCCCGUGACAGUGGGCCGAGCCAGGCGGAGAGACGGCUGGAAGCUUUGACCUUGGAGCUGGAGAGAGAGCUGGAGAUGCACAUGAAAAAGGAAUAUUUUGGGAUCUGUGUAAAGUGCGGGAAAGGCGUGUAUGGAGCAAGUCAAGCAUGUCAGGCCAUGGGGAAUCUGUACCAUACAAACUGCUUCACCUGCUGCUCCUGUGGACGGAGACUGAGAGGGAAGGCGUUCUACAAUGUGAAUGGCAAGGUCUACUGUGAAGAAGACUUCCUGUAUUCUGGCUUCCAGCAGACGGCAGAGAAGUGUUUUGUGUGUGGACACCUCAUCAUGGAGAUGAUCCUCCAGGCUCUGGGGAAGUCCUAUCACCCAGGCUGUUUCUACUGUGUUGUCUGUAAGGAAGGUCUGGACGGUGUCCCCUUCACUGUGGACGUGGACAACAACAUCUACUGUGUUAAAGACUACCACACAGUCUUUGCCCCAAAGUGUGCUUCAUGUGGUCAGCCCAUCCUGCCUGCUGAGGGCUCGGAGGAGACCAUACGUGUAGUGUCCAUGGACAAAGAUUACCACGUGGAGUGCUACCACUGUGAGGACUGUGGCCUACAGUUGACUGAUGAAGACGGCCAUCGCUGUUACCCGCUGGACAGACACCUGCUCUGUCACGGGUGUCACCUCCACAGACUGAAGGCCCCUGGCCCUGGCCCCCCGCCGCCCGGCUACCCGCUCCACGUCACAGAGCUGUGAAUAUACACACAACCACACACACCUGGAGGCUUUGGUAGUGGAAGGGGUGUGUGUGUGUCUGUGUGUGUGCAAACACCUGACCAGCAUAGGACACGCAGGACUCUCACCCAGAAGGAGUCAAGGGUGACUGCACCAAGCGUCUACCCUCUAAACCGAGCGUGCGAGCGUGUGAGCUCGCGAGCCCCACGCGGUGAAGACCUCCCCUGCCCCACACUCCCUGUGCACCUCCACUCUGCGGCCGAUUGCUCCCUCCCCCACCUUCAUCCUCCUCUUCAGCACCAACCCCCCGACACAAUGUCACCGGCUUGACCUGUGACCUCUGACCCCCUGACCCUUAUGGACCAGCCCCAGAGAGCCAGAGGCCGCCCUUCUGGUUGACCUUUAAGCCGGCCAGCUGAUGUGCUCUGGGGCAGGACUAAGGGACAGACCGUGACAGAGCAGCGUGUGUGAGAGAGAGACAGGGGCAUCCCACGCCGUGGACGUGAGCUUUUACUGAAAAUCUCACACCUCACUGUUUCACUCACUGCCUUGGAGUUGCACCAUGAAAGUGUGUCUGGGUUGUUUUUGGGGUGGGUGUUGCACCAUGAAAGUGUGUCUGGAUUGUUUUCUGGGUGGGUGUUGCACCACGAAAGUGUCUGGGUUGUUUUUGGGCGUGUGUUGCACUAUGAGAGUGUGUCUGGGUUGUUUUUGGGUGCGUGUGUUGCACUACAAGGGUGUCUGGGUUGUUUUUGGGUGCGUGUGUUGCACUACGAGAGUGUGUCUGGGUUGGUUUUGGGUGCGUGUGUUGCACUACGAGAGUGUGUCUGGGUUGGUUUUGGGUGCGUGUUUUUACAGAUCCUCACUACACACACUGGGCCUGCUCCAUCGCUGUGUUGGUGCGCUGGUGUUUCAGUGGGGGCUCUGUACUUGGGCCAGUUCUACUCAUGACUAGUACAGCACCCUCCAGAGAUCUCACACACACACACACACACACACACUGAAUGGGCACAAUAUUGUGGGAGGAGUUAGGUGUAUAUUGCUGUAUUUUUUCAUAUUUAAUCGUAUAUUUCACACCCUUUUUAAGGAACUAAUUUUAAAUAAUUUUUUGCUGGGUUUCCAAUGACAGUUUUUUGUUUGUUGUUUGUUUUCUUUUUUUAA
Electrophorus electricus (electric eel) is the source of this 4080-nucleotide messenger RNA. It is a transcript of the gene wtip, whose product is annotated as WT1 interacting protein. Gene Ontology annotation, molecular function: transcription corepressor activity. Lineage: Eukaryota; Metazoa; Chordata; Actinopteri; Gymnotiformes; Gymnotidae. The record is from RefSeq and is a predicted model, not a curated record. Gene Ontology annotation, cellular component: P-body; nucleus; transcription regulator complex. Gene Ontology annotation, biological process: response to hypoxia; cytoskeleton organization; regulation of DNA-templated transcription.